Molecule: messenger RNA, 2142 nt
Organism: Macrosiphum euphorbiae (potato aphid)
Lineage: Eukaryota; Metazoa; Arthropoda; Insecta; Hemiptera; Aphididae
Source: the annotation of a GenBank genome assembly
AUGCCGAUCGACCGGCACGCGUCAUGGAGUCGUGCGCCGCUCAUACGUGUUGAUACACGUGAGAGCAAAAUGUCUUACAACCGUCGAAGUGGUGGUGGUGGUUAUGGAGCUGGAAAUAGUGGCAACUAUGGAAAUUCUUAUGGACAAAGCCCUAGCAAUAAUUUUAGUGGCUCUAACAAUUAUGGAAGUGGUGGAGUUGGUGGUGGCGGCGGCGGCGGCAGUGGAAAUUUCAAUGGAGGUGGCAGCAGCCGUUUCAAUAAUUUCAAUAGUUAUGGUAGAAACCCGAAGAUGAGUCCUUGGGAGUCAGGUGUAUCCCCGGGAGGUGGGAUGAUGCCAAAUGUUCAUCCCAAUCAAAUGGCUCUAGCUAAUGAUUUAUUAUCUAAGCUUUUAGCACCUAAUCAGGGUGGAUACGGAAGUAGCCAAAAUUGGGGUCCAAACCCUGGAAUGGUGAGAAGACAAGAAUCAUUUAAGAACCAAAACCGGCGCAGGCCUGAUAAUCGCAAUCGUAGACCUCCUCCAAAAAAGGACGAUAAGAAAAAGGAUUCUAAACCUGAAGCGGAUAAAAAUGAUAAGAGUAAUGAAACAAAUGGUGUCAAGAAAGAAACAACAGACCAAGAACAUGUGGAUUACGAUGGUAUUCCGACAGCUGUAUUAUUUUGCCAUGUUUGUCAAAAACACAUGUGGGAUGGAGCCUCUUUUGAGAAACACGUCCGCGGUCGUCCUCAUGAACUGAUGAUGACAUACUUGGAUGAAGGGUACAAAAUGCAAGUGGAGUUAAUGCGUCACCAGAUUAAAGCAGCUGAAAAUCAAAGAGAAAUCGACUUAGAACGUAUGCAAGCUCAAAAUAAAGGGAAAGCAAAACCAUUGUUCCGUAACUACUGUCCUAUGUGCAAUAUUAAUUUCUAUGGCCCUUUAACUGGACAUCGUAAAAGUGAUCGUCAUCGUAAAUUGAAACAAUUUCUUCAUCCAGAAUGCAAAAUGUGUGAUACGUUAUUCCAUACUCGUUUAGAAUGGGAUGAUCACAAAUUGUCUUCAGAUCAUUUACGCAAAGUUGGUGAACAGCGCCGUCAAUUUAAUCCAGAUCUUAAAGAUGAUGAAUUUGAAUUGCUUGAUGUGAUUGUGAUUGAAGAUGAUGUACAUUCAGAAGAAAUACCCGUAGCAUUAAAAUCAGAUAUGCUCGAUGAUCAAGAUAUGAAAGAUGAUGAAGAAGAAGAAGAUCAAGACAUUGAAAAGGAAUCUAAAGAUAAUGAGGUUUUAGACAAUAUCGUAGAUGGGGAGAAAGAAGAGAAUGAUAAUUCCAAAGAGGAAAAUGAUGUUUCUAAAGAAGAGAAUGAUGUUUCUGCAGUAGAGAAUGAUGUAUCCAAAGAAGCGAAUGAUAUUUCCGAAAUAGAGAAUGAUACUUCAAAAACAGAGAAUGAUACUUCAAAAACCGAGAAUAAUAAUUCCAAAGAAGAGAAUAACAUUGAUAAGGAACUCAAUGAUACUGCAGCUAAAGAAGAUACAUUGGUGAUUAAAAAAGAAAAAGAUGAAAAAUAUAAUCCUGCUAAUGUUGUUGGUCGUGAACUUGUAGUCAAAACUGGAGGAUAUGUAUGUCGUAUUUGUGCAAUGUUUAUGAAGAAUGAUGAAGAAGCAGAUUUACAUUGUCAAACUGCUUCACAUUAUAUUAACUUCACUACUAUCACAAAAUUGCAUGCUAAAAUCAAUAAUCGAAAGCGCAAAAUGAAAGAAGACAAGAAAGAUGAUGAUGAUAAAGAGGUAAAUCCAGAAGAUACCGAAAUUGAACAUCAGGAGAAAAAAGCUCGUUUGGAUGAAACUGAAAACGAUACACCAGCAGUUGAGCAAAAUGGCAUCGUUGAACCACAAUCUGAACCUAUGGACGACGACGAUGAUGUCCAGGAGAUACAAAGUGAUGUACCUAUUAUUGAAAUACCGGAUGAAGAGGUGAAAGCAAUUGACUCUGAAGAUUCGGUAGUUGCAGAUACUGUAGUUGCAGAUACUGAUGUUAAAACUUCUGAAGUUGUUGCUGAACCAGAAUCCGAACCAGUAAAAGAAGCUCCAGCUGUCAAAACUACUCCACCUCGUGGUGGUCGUGGUGGUGGACGUGGUCGAGGAGUGGCAAGAAGAGGUCGUUCAAGUCGCUAA